Molecule: messenger RNA, 3161 nt
Organism: Sphaeramia orbicularis (orbiculate cardinalfish)
Lineage: Eukaryota; Metazoa; Chordata; Actinopteri; Kurtiformes; Apogonidae
Product: zinc finger protein 2 homolog
Exons: 9
Coding region: 948-3116 (722 amino acids)
Biological process (GO): regulation of transcription by RNA polymerase II
Cellular component (GO): nucleus
Molecular function (GO): DNA-binding transcription factor activity, RNA polymerase II-specific
Source: RefSeq, a predicted model, not a curated record
GAUACGUGCCUCGGCAGCAGCAGGAGCCAUGGAUCCAACAGAGAAGGAGUCAGAAGAUGUAAAAAUGUUUAAAUCUAAAGCAGCGUCCGUGUCUUUACCGAAACACUCCUACUGGUUUGACUUUUGGCUGUUUUUGCUGUUUGAUAUAGUUUUCUUCUUCGUCAUGUAUUUCAUAGUCCCGUAAAAUAACGGUUUCCAGCCUAUAUCUUUUAAUCCUGAGGACAUGGAGUGCUGCCCCGCUGUGGAUAAUACUAACCCAGCUCUGGCUAAAAUAAACACCCACCACAUUAUUGGCGAUAUCCCAAGGUUCCAGAGCUCAGACCAGAGGACUGUGACAUCUGUGAAUUGGCACCUUGUUGUCGUGCCAGAGGUUUACAAAGCUCCUGCUGAUGGUGAACUCUUGCUAGUUGCUGUGGAUUGACUUUCUACACAGAUGGACUCAUGCUGUGGGAUGAAGAGAUGCAUCUUGGAAGUAUUUAUGAAAAGUGGCAGUGAUCACUUGUGAAAUUGUUUUGCUUUAAAGUCCAAUAAACAAUGCUGAGUGUUAUCAGUUAUCAGCCGAAAUGUUACUGAGUAGAGCAAAUUAGCCCAUUAAUGUUUUUAAUUCACUAAUUAUUGUUAAUACUGUUAAAUUGCACUGCAUUCUGUCAUGUCUUUCUCUGUGUGUUCCUGUUUGUUUCUCCAAUGUGCCUGUUAACCUGAAAACAACUAAGCUCGUAGUCGUCCAUGUGAUGAGCCAGUGUGGAGUCAUUAAAGACGCCAGAGAAUGAUGCUGAGAUUGUACCUUCAUAUCACUCCAUAAAGAACAAUGUGUGCUUCCAACAUGCUAAAAACCUGAAGAUUUGCACAAAAUACAAUUCUGUCCGUUUCCGGUUUGGCGGAGCAGUGGGUUACUGUUUUAACGCCUAUGCUAGACUGACUUUAUAAAGUGAUUGUACAUCCUCUGCAUGAUGGAAACGACUAUCAGUACGCAGCAAGUGGAAAAUGCAGAUAUAUUCCUGCCCCUGUCAUCUCUGCGGCUGCUGAUACCUCCUCUGCGGCUGCUCUCUGCAGCCAUGUGGCAGGUGGCUCAGCAGAGGGAUGUCCUGGAUUAUGAAAAGCUAGAUGAGUUUGUGACUCUGGUGACAGCAACAGUCCCAGACCUGCUCAACCCAAAGCAAAGAGGAAAACUGCUCCUUCGACUGCGAGCUAAAAUUAUUCUUGAGUUGUGUAAAAGUGAAGAAAAUGCCAACAUGUUGUGUAUACAGCCACACCUAGAACGACUGCGUCCACCAGGAUACAGAGGUAGUGGGGAUGCAGAAGUGGAUGCAGAGGAGGCAAUUUUCCUGGAGCUCAUCCACACACUACUGAAGGACCCAGAGGAGAGGAAGCAUUUUUACCAGGAAGUUUUUCCUACAGAAUAUGGUCUCAGCUAUGAUACAGACAUGCAGCUCCUUGUGUGGGAGUUUCUUUCCAGGCUGGAGAAGCUCCUGCCAGUACCAGAUCUUGGUCAGACAGUUUUAUGGCUGACCUCUGCCCCCUCUGUGCUGAAGGACUGCUUACAAGCUCUCUCUAAUCCUGAUGACCUCAGGUCACUUCUGCAACACCACAAAAGCCUUGAACACCUUGGUAGGCAAGGUGCCACUGUGGAGAUGUCCACCCAGGUGUUUGCCUGCUCUGAGUGUCCAUUCUUCCACAUGGAGGAGUCCUACCUGCUACAACAUAUUGAACUAAACCAUCCUGAGCAGUACAACAAACUCCAGGAGGCUGCAGCAACAGCUCAGGCUCCCAAGAAGAAAGUUCAGCGACCUGAGUUCCCAAAGCCCUUCCCCAUUCAUCACAGACCGGACCCUCACAUGUGUCAAGAGUGUGGCAAAACUUUCACACGUGCCUCAGAUGUGACCCGUCACCAGCGUACCCACACCGGUGAGCGCCCAUACACCUGUGAAGAAUGUAAAAAGGGUUUCAGGAACUCUUGGGAUCUGACGAGACAUCAACGCAUUCACACUGGAGAGCGUCCAUUCCUUUGCUCACAGUGCGGAAAACGUUUCACUCAGAUGGGACUUCUCAAACUGCAUUUUGAGCGAACUGCUUGUGGCCAGACUUGCAACCCUCCUCUUGACUUAAUGACAGAGGUGGUGGUAGCAGAGGAGACACCAGAGAAAGAGGGUGGCCAGUACAAAUGUCAGAAAUGUGGUGAGAGCUUCACUAGUAUCCUGGAGCGACUGAGGCACAGGCAGAGUCAUGUAGUUAGGCGUCAGUACAAAUGCUCUUUGUGCGAAAAGAUUUACAGCCGAGCUUCAGACCUCAAAAGGCACCAGAUGAAACACACCGGUGAGCGGCCAUUUUCCUGCGAGUGUGGUAAAAGCUUUACACAUGUGUGGCUCCUGAAUAAGCACAGGCAGAUCCACACCAGAGAGCGUCCGUACCCCUGCACAGAGUGUGGAAAGAGCUUCACUCAGCUCCAGAUCCUCAACAGGCACUUGCUGACUCACAAUGGCCAGCGGCCUUUCCAGUGUUCCUACUGUGAGAAGAGUUUCACUCAGCUGGCCAGCCUUACACGGCAUGAAAGAAUCCACACAGGAGAGAGGCCGUACCUUUGCUCUACGUGCAAUAAGACAUUCCUCACACAUGGAGAACUGGUGAGGCAUCAGCGCAGCCACAGCAACUAUAGACCGUUCAGUUGCCCACAGUGCCCAAAGAGCUUCAAAACCAAGCGUGCUCAAAGUGAACACCUCAACACGCACACAGGUGAACGACCUUUUGCCUGCACACGUUGUGGGAAGAGGUUUGCCAAAUCCACCUCGCUUGUCCGGCAUAACCUGACCCACACAGGGGAGCGGCCCCAUCAGUGCCCUCAGUGCAUGAAAACCUUCCUGACUUCUGGGGAGCUCCUCCUACACAAGAGGAUCCACACAGGAGAAAAGCCCUAUCCCUGCACAUACUGUGAGAGGAGGUUCAGGUGUUCCUCUGACCUAAACAUGCACAUCCGAACACACACUGGGGAAAAGCCCCACAGCUGCCUGUUCUGUAAGAAGAGCUUCUCUACUUCUACGAGGCUUAAGCGGCACUUAAGGACACACAUGGAGAAGGGUGUAGUUGUGGAGCCACUGUCUGAAACUAAUGUUUUUAUCUGAUUGUAAUCAUUUUUACUUUGUCAUUAAAUGUAAAAAAUACGUUUA